This is a messenger RNA of Monodelphis domestica (gray short-tailed opossum), 2381 nucleotides long. RefSeq names its product poly(U) binding splicing factor 60 (gene PUF60). The record is from RefSeq and is a predicted model, not a curated record. Gene Ontology annotation, cellular component: catalytic step 2 spliceosome; precatalytic spliceosome. NCBI's taxonomy places the organism in Eukaryota, Metazoa, Chordata, Mammalia, Didelphimorphia, Didelphidae. Gene Ontology annotation, biological process: regulation of alternative mRNA splicing, via spliceosome; alternative mRNA splicing, via spliceosome; mRNA splice site recognition. Gene Ontology annotation, molecular function: RNA binding.
AUUGCAUCCUGGGAUGGGCAGCGGGCGCUAGGGGCGGGGUCCAGUAGUGCAUGUUACCUUUUCCCCUCUGUACCCCACCCUCACCUCCGCAUCCUCCUCCCCUCUCGUGUAUGCUUAACAGCUUUGUCUGUGGGAUCCUAGUUGCAUGCUAGGAGGCAGCAGUGGGGAUGAUUUUGUUGAAGCAGGUGAAUGGCCAGCAAGGAGGGGGGCCCGAGCCAUCGGCAGCGGGAGACAAGUGGAAAGCUCCACAGGGCACAGAUUCCAUCAAAAUGGAAAAUGGGCAGAGCACAGCAGCAAAGCUGGGGCUGCCACCCCUCACACCUGAGCAGCAGGAGGCCCUCCAGAAGGCCAAGAAGUAUGCUAUGGAGCAGAGCAUCAAGAGUGUGUUGGUGAAGCAAACCAUCGCCCACCAGCAGCAGCAGCUCACCAACCUCCAGAUGGCAGCAGUGACAAUGGGCUUUGGAGAUCCUCUCUCACCUUUGCAAUCGAUGGCAGCUCAGAGGCAGAGGGCACUGGCAAUCAUGUGUCGGGUGUAUGUGGGCUCCAUCUACUAUGAGUUGGGAGAAGACACCAUCCGCCAGGCCUUCGCCCCCUUCGGUCCUAUCAAGAGCAUAGACAUGUCCUGGGACUCAGUCACCAUGAAACACAAGGGUUUUGCCUUUGUGGAAUAUGAGGUGCCAGAAGCUGCCCAGUUGGCCUUGGAGCAGAUGAACUCUGUGAUGCUAGGAGGAAGGAAUAUUAAGGUGGGUAGGCCCAGUAACAUCGGACAGGCCCAGCCCAUCAUUGACCAGCUGGCUGAAGAAGCCAGAGCCUUUAACCGCAUCUACGUGGCCUCAGUGCACCAGGACCUCUCAGAUGAUGACAUCAAGAGUGUGUUUGAGGCAUUCGGCAAGAUCAAGUCAUGUACUUUGGCUCGGGACCCGACCACAGGCAAACACAAGGGCUAUGGCUUCAUCGAAUAUGAAAAGGCCCAGUCAUCUCAGGACGCUGUCUCAUCCAUGAAUCUCUUUGAUCUGGGGGGCCAGUACCUUCGGGUAGGCAAGGCAGUCACACCCCCUAUGCCCCUACUUACACCUGCCACUCCUGGGGGUCUCCCACCUGCAGCUGCUGUAGCAGCUGCUGCUGCCACAGCCAAGAUCACUGCCCAGGAAGCAGUGGCUGGUGCAGCUGUACUAGGCACUCUGGCCACACCUGGGCUAGUGUCACCAGCACUGACUCUGGCCCAGCCCCUAGGAGCUCUCCCACAAGCUGUCAUGGCAGCCCAGGCCCCUGGAGUCAUCACAGGUGUGACCCCUGCAAGACCCCCCAUCCCUGUCACCAUUCCUUCUGUCGGGGUGGUGAAUCCCAUUCUGGCUAGCCCUCCGACACUAGGCCUCUUGGAGCCUAAGAAGGAGAAGGAGGAGGAGGAAUUGUUCCCUGAAUCAGAGCGGCCGGAGAUGCUGAGUGAGCAGGAGCACAUGAGCAUUUCGGGCAGUAGUGCCCGCCACAUGGUCAUGCAGAAACUGUUGCGGAAACAGGAGUCCACAGUGAUGGUUCUACGAAACAUGGUGGACCCCAAAGACAUUGAUGAUGAUCUAGAGGGGGAAGUGACAGAAGAAUGUGGCAAGUUUGGGGCUGUCAACCGUGUCAUCAUCUACCAAGAGAAGCAGGGUGAGGAAGAGGACGCUGAAAUUAUAGUCAAGAUCUUUGUGGAGUUCUCCAUGGCCUCAGAGACACACAAGGCUAUCCAGGCUCUCAAUGGGCGUUGGUUUGCUGGCCGAAAGGUGGUGGCUGAGGUCUAUGACCAAGAGCGCUUUGACAAUAGCGACCUGUCUGCGUGACCUCGGCCCUUCUCCUCCCCAACCUCUCACAGACUUGAAUCUUCCUUUUCUUGUCUCUCCCCUCCAGUUUGUGUAGAAAGAUAUAUGGGGCUCACCCUGGGGGGCUGAAUUCAGCCCCUGCCUGGCCUUUUUGUGUAGUUUGGAUAAAAGUACGGAUGCUGCUGGCCCCCUGUACACACUGUGUGUGAGAUCAUAUGCUUGCCGGCUCUCCCCAACUCUCCAUGGACUUUUAUCUUCCAGGGCCACCUCCUAGGCUUUGGCAAGAGCUUUCUGGCCCUUGUGGUGCUUUGAGGGGCCAUUUAGCCUCACCCUUGUCAAUUUUUUCAGUUCAAGUGUUUGCUCUGUGCUAGGCUGUGUUGGGGGAUAACAAGAGAAGAUAUGGUCUUCCCCUCAAGGACCUCAUGGCUGGGUCAAAAAUGCACACACAAUGAAAUAGAAUGAUGCAAGUAGUCUCUACCCUCUGUUUUCUGCAGAAAGAUAAGGGACUGCUUUGAGACUGGGCCCAACCCUACCAGGCCUGUGGUUUAAAUAAAAAAAAAAUGAGGGUCCUACAGAUCUUAA